Strongylocentrotus purpuratus (purple sea urchin) is the source of this 2500-nucleotide messenger RNA. RefSeq lists its product as uncharacterized. The transcript has 3 exons. Bases 11 to 2500 code for a protein of 829 amino acids. Lineage: Eukaryota; Metazoa; Echinodermata; Echinoidea; Camarodonta; Strongylocentrotidae. The record is from RefSeq and is a predicted model, not a curated record.
AAAAAUAUGAAUGCACAAUCAAAAGAGCGAAAUUACGUUUGGGUUAUGUGGAACCUCUAUCCUUCGGAAAAUAAUAAUAAUAAUAAUACAUCUCUUUUCUUUCGUUGUCUGCAAAGUGAUCGGUCACAGCGUUGAUGAACAUGGGAGUACUUUGAGAAGCCUGGCGAGAGACAUCGAAAGCGAUGACCAAAUGUGCGCUCUUGGACGAGAGCUCGGUUUUUCGGAGAGCGUCCUUGAUAGGUUUGCUGCCUCGAACAGGAAAGAAGGGAUGGUUACGUGUAAAGGGAAUACGGACAUGCUGUUUGAAUGGCGCCAAGAAGUGGUUCCUUCGGAGUUACCCUUUCGACUGAAGAAAGCGCUACGUCAAGCUGGCCUCGUUUUCCUUGCUGAGAAGCAUUUCCCCGACAUAUUGCAGCCCGAAGAGCCUAGCUUGGAUAUCCUUAGCGCAAAAACUACUGCAAUAGCCUACCUGCGGAAACAUCUGAUUGACUAUUACAAGAUCGAGACGUGUCAGAUCCAGAGAAAACCGUGGGAUCCGGAAGAUUUUGCUGAUUUGAAGAACCUGUUUACAAACGUUAUCGUGUACUUUGUAAACAAGAAUACAGGAGUGGGUAUGAGAGAGAUUCUUCCUGGGUCUAUCAGUGAUGUUUUUCGGGUGAGAGUCAAUGGACUUAUACCAAAUAGAAUCCUCUUAGUUGCAGAAGCGGGAAGGGGCAAAACAUGCGCCGUUGCAAAGAUGGCAUAUGACUGGUCAUACCAGGAAGAGAGCUCCCCACUCAGUGAUAUUCCUCUCUUCUUUGCUUUGAAGUUGAGAGUGGUUGAUGAAGACAUGUCUCUAGGAGAAGCCAUACUGUCCGAAACACUCGGGAACGUCCACGGAGUGACCCCAGAAUCUCUUGAAGGGUUCAUUGGUAGACACGAAGAUGAUUGUGGGCUUGCGCUGGACGGGUAUGAUGAGUACAAGGGCAAGUUGUCUACAAAGAACCCAAAGAGCAGUAUCAUAUUGGCUAUUGGAAACAAGCUUUACAGGCGAUGUCGCCUUAUCGUCACCAGUCGGCCUUAUCUAGAGAAGGAGUUCAAGGUUCCAGGACUGGCUAGGAUCUACACGAAAAUGGAGAUCGAGGGCUUUACACAAUCCCAAGCGACGUCCUUCAUGGAGAAAUACUUCACGUCGAAGUCAAAACCGGAAGAAGUUGGCAAAUUAACAGAGUUACUACACGGCAAUUCAUUUAUCGAUACCAUCAUCAGCAUACCACUCUUCUGCAUGAUGAUCUGUCACCUCUGGGAAGAAGGCCUUCUUAACCAAGUUUCUUCCAUGACAGGGUUGUUUGACACCAUCAUCCAGUUUCUACUCACUCAUUCAAGAUCCAGAGACGACACGUUUGAAUGUGACUAUCACGCCCUCCUUCAAAACCUCGGAAAAGUGGCACUCACUGGACUCUUGAAAGACGAGCAGAAGAUGGUCUUUGAAGAUACUGAUCUUCAAGGGGUCGAAGAGUACGAAGUCAUUGGUAUCAAACUGGGUCUGCUGUCAAAGAAGACAAUUCCAGUCAAAUACAUGAUAAACGGGAAAGCCUCGAAGACGUACGUCGAGUUCUUUCACAAAAUGGCACAGGAGUAUUGUGCAAGCAAGUUCUUGGCUGGUUCCCAGGGCGACCUCGACCAGUUCAUGAAGAAUAUACGUAGAAGUGCCACACCGCUCAUGUAUGCUGAUGUGCUCCGCUUCCUGGCUGGUUCGGGUGACAAUCUGCUGAUGUCUUCUAUUCAACUCAUCCUGGAACUUGAGGAGAGAGUAAUCAGCAAAGAUAUCAAGCACAGACUUCUUCUGGACUGCAUUGGUGAAGCCAGAGGUGACAUAUCAAAAUCAACGACUGACUAUCCAACUUUCUUUGACGAUGGCAAGCUGUGUCUGCAAUCAUUGCCAUCGAGUGCAGUCAUGGGAUUGGGUAGACUGCCGCCCAAUGUACAAAAACAGGUAAAUAAUAGUUUUAUCACGUCUGUGGAUCUCAUGUAUUGUCAUCUGCUGGCAAACCUGACACAAACCCUUUGGCUUGGUCUUCGAUCUUGUACCAAUUUGGAAGAGAUGAAGGUAUGGGAGUGCUCUCUACAAAAUACCGAAUUGCCCACGCUUCCUUUCAUCAAGCGCCUCAAAAUUGGGCACCUCGACUACUCCAAUGACCAUUACUCACUCAUUACUGCCGUUCCCAACGUCCAAAGCCUCAAAGUGGAGAGUAGUCCAAACUUCGACAAUCUUCAGCAGGUCCUGGACUCGGUCAUGGCAGGACUUGCGGAGUGCAAUGGUCAGCUACGCAGUCUCCAUGUGAGCGGAUGCAGCGGUCAGAUGUCGAUGUUAUGCGCCACAACGCUUAUCUGUAGCAUAGAGUCAGACGCACCCCUCUUGGAGAAGCUGGAAUUGUACGACGUCAAUCUGAAAUUGAAUAUUCUGAAGAUAUUCGUUUUCAGGCUGAGGCAGAUACCUAGCAUGAGGGAGAUCGAGUAG